GUGGUGCCCCUUGUGACCAUGGGCAGCUUGGCCGCCAUGGAGGGGCCAACCAGCAUGGAAACAACUCCCCAUCACAUUUCCACAACCAGCAGUUCACCUUCCCAACAAACCACCAGCAACAGGUACCUCAAUUUGCUCACCUGAUGUGCCCUAAGACGUCCCCUGGCUCUCCUCACCAUGUCCCACCAGACACCAACUUUAUUCCAAUAUCUCACUUACAUCAUCAGACGUUCCCUCGAGGACCAAGGCAUUGAAU
Penaeus vannamei (Pacific white shrimp) is the source of this 256-nucleotide messenger RNA. NCBI's taxonomy places the organism in Eukaryota, Metazoa, Arthropoda, Malacostraca, Decapoda, Penaeidae. The record is from RefSeq and is a predicted model, not a curated record.